UCAACCAACAUCAGAAUGAGCGACUCUACAAAAGUUUUAGUUGUUGGCCCAGCUUCUACCACUAUCAGAGCUCUCUUUGAUAAGAUCUCUGCUCUUACCAGCAAGCACAACUUCAAUAUCGCGCUCAUAGCCGGUGAUCUCUUCGAAUCUUCUUCUGAAGAUGAACUAGACGACGUCCUAAAUGGUGUUCUGAAGCCACCGAUGGAUAUUUACUACACACUAGGCUCUAAGCCCUUACAUGAGAAGCUUAUCGCAAAGUUAGGCAAUGAUGGUAGUGGUAUGGUAGCUGAAGGCAUCUUCAUGUUGGGAAAGUCUAGCAUCUUAACCACGGGUAAGGGAUUGCGUAUAGGUGCAUUUGGAGGCACAGACGAUCCAUCUACACUGGCUGAGAAAGAUGAAGAAGACGCUCUUCACCCAAAGAUAACAGCAACGACGCUCGAUAAAUUCGCGGAGUACUUUGAGACACCCACUGCAGCGUCUGGAGGUGGAGGCAGCCUCGCAGCUGCGCGUGCGAAAGCUAAGCAACAUUCGAACACCUCACUUGACAUUCUCCUUACCCAUACAUGGCCCUCAAACAUCACUUUACUUUCAAACAAACAACUACCUAGUCUCCCAGGACUGCCAAUGGCACACAGCUGGGGUAACAGUGCAGUCACAUCAGCGCUGAGCUACUCGACGCCUAAGUAUAUCUUCAGUGGAGGACACAAUGCCUUCUGGGAGAGAGAGCCCUUCAUUCAUCCAAAUGGACUCUCUACGCGUUUCGUUUCACUGGGCCAAUUUGGUAAUACUGAAAAACAGAGAUGGUUUUAUGCAUUUACCAUUUCACCACGCACCAAUGGCCUUAAAGAGGAUGCACCAAGCGGUUCCACAUCCUCGCCUUUGCCUACCCUUACAACAGCAAAGAAGCGUGGUACUGGUGACAAAGAUGAGAACAAUAGUUACAUUUUCGCUCAGCAAACGUCAGCAUACGCGUCAGUAGGCGGUAAGGGUAGCAAGCGUGGUAAGAAGGGACAUUUGCAAGAAAUCACACAGGAUGAAUGCUGGUUCUGCUUGUCAAAUCCACGCGUAACCAAACACCUAAUCGUGUCUAUCGGUGAGGAGUGCUACAUAACUCUACCAAAGGGACAACUACCAGAUGCAAAAGAUACAGCUAUACCUGGCGGCGGACAUGUCUUGAUUAUUCCGAUAUCCCACUACCCUAAUUUAUUCUCCUUACCUGCUGAAAUCGCUCAACGCGUCCAAUCGGAAUUACUCGAUUGUCGAGAGGCUUUAACAAAAUGUUACGCUAAAUAUGAUUCUGUUCCUGUUACUUUUGAAUUAGGAAGAUACUGGUCAAGAGGUGGACACGCUCAUAUUCAAAUGGUCCCUGUACCGAAGGACCUUUCACCAACUCUCGCACAGGAAUUCGAAAAUGAAGGUGUAGCUCAGGGUGUUGAAUGGGAAGCCGACCCCCAAAGAGCGUUAGAUGAUCUAGAAGAUGGUCAGAGUUAUUUAAGAGUGGAUUUACCAGAUGGAAAGAAAUUUGUCCAUCUAAUCAGACCAGCACCAUUUAAUCAACAAUUUGCUAGACAAGUAUUAGCUAACGUGCUUGGUAUUCCAGAUAGAGCAGAUUGGCGGAAUUGUGAAUUGCCAGACGACCAAGAGACAGAAAUUGCUAAUGACUUCCGUAAUGCUUUCAACCCGUUUGAUAAAAAUGUGUAA
Molecule: messenger RNA, 1701 nt
Organism: Wallemia mellicola CBS 633.66
Lineage: Eukaryota; Fungi; Basidiomycota; Wallemiomycetes; Wallemiales; Wallemiaceae
Exons: 5
Coding region: 16-1701 (561 amino acids)
Biological process (GO): mRNA splicing, via spliceosome
Cellular component (GO): post-mRNA release spliceosomal complex
Molecular function (GO): RNA lariat debranching enzyme activator activity
Source: RefSeq, a predicted model, not a curated record